This is a messenger RNA of Medioppia subpectinata, 1848 nucleotides long. Lineage: Eukaryota; Metazoa; Arthropoda; Arachnida; Sarcoptiformes; Oppiidae. The record is from the annotation of a GenBank genome assembly.
AUGGCCCGCAGGUACGGAAACCAACCUCAGGAGUCAUCACGAGAUGCAUUGGCACGCAUUAUGCGCACCACACCUACCUCUACCCCCACCCCUCGGUUCGCACCGGACAGAGGGCGGGCGCGAUACGGACGCACUCUCGCCAACCUUAUGGAGCAAAUGGAAAGUCAAGAACGCCGUCGCCCACCGGCACCGCCCCCAAAACCAACCAUAGCUCGCCCGACACCGCCUCCCAAACCGCCCAGAGAUCUCAUUACUCAGCGAUUGGCCGAACCAUACAGAGAACCGACAUCUGAAUUAGCUCCGGGAGAUGAGCACCUGGCCCUACAUGGGGCUAUUGGCGGAGUGCCCGCAGUGGGUCACUACUACAAUCCUCUAGGUGCGGAGUAUAGCUACCCGACCCCACCCGUCACACCGAUUACCGGUGGCCGCCGUCGCCGGCCAACACCGCCCCCAAAACCACCCAAUCUUCGCCCGACACCGCCCAGAGAUCUCAUUACUCAGCGAUUGGCCCAACCAUACAGAGAACCGACCCCUGAAUUAGCUCCGGGAGAUGAGGAUCUGGCCCAGUAUGGGGCUGUAGGCGAAGUGCCCGCAGUGGGUCACUACUACGGUCCCACCGGUGCGGAGUAUGCUUACCCGACCCCACUCAGCACUAGGGUCGCCGGUGGCCCCCGUCGCCUCCCGACACCGCCCGCCAAACCGCUCAGAAGUCCGCCGACACCGCCCCCCAAACUAAAAGGGGCUGUUGGGGGAGGACUGCGUACAGUGGGUGAGGAAUACGUGCCCACCGGUGCGACACCAAAGAUGCGAGAAAGUCAAAAGCCUUGGCCGCAGCUGAGGGGUCGCUACGAGUUCGCGCCCGACACCUACCAGAGCGCGCGUACGGGCGACACGACGUCCGGUGAGCUGAACGUGAGCAGCGCUGAGUGGUCGGCCGGUGGCUUAGGGCGUCUGGCAUCGUAUGUAACCGCCCGCAACAAAGUGGCCCGACUCCAGGCUAAGACCAAACGGGAUUUGCGUAAACUACUAAGUAAGGGCUUUGACGUGGCCUACAUCAACGCUCAGUCACUGGGCCGGGGUGCGUUUGGCGAAGUGUUCCGGGGUGGUUAUACCGAUCAGAUCGAGGUGACGAAGCGCACCCCACAGGGUCGCCACCUGAGCGAUGUCAAGUCGGGCGACCAGUUCGCGGCUAAGUAUGUCCAGUUCCCGCGCGAUAGAGUGGCCAGCGAUCAUCUCAACUAUUUCAUCGAGAAAUGUAUAUUGAAAUCACUACAACACGAAAACAUUGUCACCUACAGAGUGGCCAUCAAUUUAGGCCGAAAAGUGAUACUUCGCAGCGUAUCGGGUGACCCGUCGCGAGACAUUGUCUCCUAUAGGCGCGCCUUUUUGGUCAUGGAUUGCGCCGACCAAGGUACUCUCAAACAUUUUGGCGAUGGUGGUCGUCUCAACGAUCAGUUGACGCUGCAAUUUACCCGCCAGUUGUGCGCAGCCAUGGCUUAUAUGCACGGCAAGGGUGUCAGUCACGGGGACGUUCACAUCUGGAACAUACUGGUGUUCAGCGCACCCGGCGGUAGGUAUACCGCCAAAUGGGCCGACUUUGGUUUUGCGGUGUCCCGAGACGUGUUCGCCCGGUGGGGACAGGAGCUGACGCCCAGAGUGAUGUACAAACGGGCCAAAGCCGAUGCCAAAUUUCUGCGAUCGGUGACCAAGUACAUGUUGGCCACGUGCGCGAAGAAUCCAGGUAAUGUUGGCGCCGACUUGAGUGAGGUCAGGGCAUUGGACGCGGAAUUGUUGAGUUCAAAGGAGUUGUUGACUCAAAUGAUGCCCAAAUACAAUAUGUUUCAGUAG